AUGGUAUCUCAUUCAAUUUAUCAAUACAUUUAUCUGUUCAUGCAAAUAUUGAACCUGAAAGAUGUAGGAAUUGAAAGACGAUUUAUCUAUGGUGAAUACUUUUCUGACAGAUCACGAAAACCUUUCAAUCAGUGUUAA
This is a messenger RNA of Brugia malayi, 138 nucleotides long. RefSeq lists its product as uncharacterized. The transcript is spliced from 2 exons. Bases 1 to 138 code for a protein of 45 amino acids. The record is from RefSeq and is a predicted model, not a curated record. Lineage: Eukaryota; Metazoa; Nematoda; Chromadorea; Rhabditida; Onchocercidae.